This is a messenger RNA of Merops nubicus (carmine bee-eater), 1739 nucleotides long. Its product is annotated as probable cation-transporting ATPase 13A4. The annotation marks the transcript as partial. The record is from RefSeq and is a predicted model, not a curated record. Gene Ontology annotation, biological process: intracellular calcium ion homeostasis; polyamine transmembrane transport. Gene Ontology annotation, molecular function: ATP binding; P-type transmembrane transporter activity; polyamine transmembrane transporter activity. The transcript is spliced from 14 exons. Gene Ontology annotation, cellular component: late endosome membrane. NCBI's taxonomy places the organism in Eukaryota, Metazoa, Chordata, Aves, Coraciiformes, Meropidae.
UGGAAGUUUAGCCACACAACGCUGAAGACCUGUCCUGAGGGUGCUCUAGAAAGUCUCCAGAGGGUCACUUCAUGGGGGAAAAUCCUGCCAAGAACCACUAUGCACUACUUAACCAGGGAGAAGAGAAUGAGAUGGAGAUUUUUGGCUACAAAACCCAAGGCUGGCGGAGGGCUUUGUGCAUUGCUGGCUACAUCUUGUCCUGUGGGGCUCUGCUGCUGCUGUUUUACUGGAAGCCCGAGUGGGAUGUGUGGGCAAACUGCACCCGCUGCAGCUUGGAAGAAGCAGAAGUCUUUCUGCUCAGAACAACAGAUGAAUUUCGGAUUUAUUCUCGUAAGACUGUGACAUGGAUCUCUGUGUCUGCACUUAUCAAAAGUAGAUCAGAUUAUCCAGCCGCUGCUGAUGAGGACUCAAUCUUCAGCAAAGCCAUAAUGAAGCCAAGUUUGCAAGUGAAAAGUAUCCAAGUACAAAAAAUCCGCUAUGUCUGGAAUAUCUAUGCAAAGCAGUUCCAGAAAGUUGGAGCCCUAGAAGACCACUACACCUGCUCAGCUCUGCAUGCCAAAUUUGGUUCUGGUCUCACCUGCAAUGAACAGAAUGUCAGGAGAGUUAUAUGUGGGCCAAACACAAUUGAUGUUCCAGUAAUCCCUAUUUGGAAACUACUCAUCAAAGAGGUCUUGAACCCAUUUUACGUGUUCCAGCUGUUCAGUGUGUGUCUGUGGUUUGCUGAAGAUUACAUGGAAUAUGCCACUGCCAUCAUAAUCAUGUCUCUUCUCUCAAUUUUUUUGACUGUUUAUGAUCUUAGACAGCAAUCGGUUAAACUGCACAGACUGGUUGAGUCUCAUAACAACAUCAUGGUCACUGUCUGCAGAAAUAAAGAAGGUUUCCAAGAGCUGGAAUCACACCAUCUUGUUCCUGGAGAUAUGCUGGUUUUGAAAGGGGGCAAAACCCUUUUGCCUUGUGAUGCCAUCCUGAUAAGUGGGCAGUGCAUUGUAAAUGAAAGCAUGCUGACAGGGGAGAGUAUUCCGGUAACAAAGACCCACUUACCCCAAGCUGAUAACCUCAAGCCCUGGAGAACACACUGUGCAGAGGAUUACAAAAAACAUGUCCUCUUCUGUGGGACAGAAGUCAUACAGACCAAGGCCGGUGACGGAGGUGUAGCGAAAGCUGUGGUGCUCCAGACUGGUUUCAAUACAGCUAAAGGGGAUCUGGUGAGGUCCAUCCUCUACCCCAAGCCCAUGAACUUCAAGCUGUACAGAGAUGCUUUCCGGUUCCUGAUGUGCCUUGUAGCAUUUGCAGCCAUUGGAAUGAUCUACACAGUGUGUGUAUUUGCACUUAGUGGGGUGAAGACAGGAGAAGUGGUGAAGAAGGCUUUGGAUGUUGUUACUAUUGCUGUCCCCCCAGCUCUGCCAGCUGCCUUGACAACGGGGAUCAUUUAUACGCAGCGGAGGCUGAAGAAAAAAGGCAUCUUCUGCAUCAGCCCACAGAGGAUCAACAUGUGUGGACAGCUAAACCUCAUCUGCUUUGACAAAACUGGCACCUUAACAGAAGAUGGCCUGGAUCUUUGGGGCUUGCUGCCCUCUGAAAGAAACUGUUUCCAGGACAUUCACAGCUUCCCUGCAGACCACAGCCUGCCUUGGGGGCCAGUGUUCAGAGCCAUGGCCGUUUGUCAUUCACUCAUUGUUUGGGAGGGCAAGAUUCAAGGAGACCCGCUGGAUGUGAAAAUGUUUGAGGCCACUAACUGG